Molecule: messenger RNA, 567 nt
Organism: Camellia sinensis
Lineage: Eukaryota; Viridiplantae; Streptophyta; Magnoliopsida; Ericales; Theaceae
Source: RefSeq, a predicted model, not a curated record
UUUUUUUUAUAUGUUGGCUAGGUUUGAUUAAACAUGGGAAACAAGCCUGCAAAGGAAGAGAAGGAAGAGAUAUUCCUAAAGAUUGUACCUCCUUUGGACCGUGCAUAUGUGCGGUGGCUUGCUCGAGAUCUUGAGAGGAUUCAUCGCUUUACUCCAAGAAAUCCACGUGCUGUGAAGCCACCAGAUCAUUACAUCGAGUACAUGCGCUUAAAUGGAUGGUUGGAUUUGGACCUGGAUGAUCCUGACCUUGCCCACUUAUUGAAGUAGAUAAUCAUAUAUAUAUCUACUACUUGUAAGAGAUUAACAAAGUGAGACAACAAUACUUGGGUUUUGGGAGGUCUUGAAAUUAAUAUUUUGGUGUAAAUGCUUUAUAUGAAUACUUUCCGAUAGUUGGGUUAUCUUGAUGAGAAAAUCGUCUUAAUGAUGAAAGUUGGCUGGUUUUCAUUUGAUAUUAUGGUACGCUUGGAAAGUAUAUCCAAGGCUUGAAAGCAAAUCAAACCCCAGAUAUGGCAGCCCAUUAGACUUGUGCGUUCAUUUUAACAUCAAGGUUAUAUUUUGUUAGUAUUA